Messenger RNA from Clarias gariepinus (North African catfish), 2061 nucleotides. RefSeq names its product abhydrolase domain containing 5a (gene abhd5a). The coding region runs from base 7 to 1164 and encodes 385 amino acids. The record is from RefSeq and is a predicted model, not a curated record. Gene Ontology annotation, cellular component: lipid droplet. Gene Ontology annotation, biological process: positive regulation of triglyceride catabolic process; negative regulation of triglyceride storage. The transcript is spliced from 8 exons. Lineage: Eukaryota; Metazoa; Chordata; Actinopteri; Siluriformes; Clariidae.
CACAGUAUGGCUGACGGCACAGAGACGUCUCAGGAGUUAGGCACAAAAACUCUAAAAACUUCACAUUGUCUUGGCUUCAGACUGGCACAUCGUGCUCUGGUGUUUCUGCAUAUUCAUACUCUUUUCUACAGUCUUAUCAAAUUCCUGGACGCAGCUCUGAGGUCAUGGGGAAUCAGCAGCUGGCUGCCUUCAUGGUGCCCGACAUCUCAGGGCAAACUGGAAGAGGCGGAGGAGAGGAUGCUGCAGCCCAUCCAAAGCAAGUUCUCCAAGCAGUAUGUCCACAUCUCCAAUGACAACAAGCUGUGGACGCUGGUGUUCGAUGACCGUGUGGAGCGUCAGACUCCACUGGUGCUGCUGCAUGGUUUUGGCGGUGGAGUUGGUCUCUGGGCUAUGAACCUGGACGCUCUGUCCCGGCAGAGGCCUGUGUAUGCUCUUGAUUUGCUUGGCUUUGGUCAGAGUAGCAGGCCUGAUUUCAGUGCCGAUGCCCAGGAGGCUGAAACACAGUUUGUGGAGUCCAUUGAGGAGUGGAGGGAAAAACUAGGCCUGAAGAGGGUAAUCCUGCUAGGACACAACUUGGGAGGAUACCUGGCAGCAGCCUACUCACUUAAAUACCCUUCCAGGGUAAAACACCUGAUCCUGGUGGAGCCGUGGGGUUUUCCAGAGUGUCCAGAGGCUGGUGAACAGGACGGAACAUUUCCUGUGUGGAUUAAAGCCCUCGGCGCUGUUCUCAGCCCCUUCAACCCAUUGGCUGGCCUUCGUCUUGCAGGACCACUUGGUCCAGGUCUAGUGCAGAUUGUGCGACCUGACUUUAAAAAGAAAUAUUCUGCCAUGUUUAAUGACAACACAGUCGCAGAGUACAUCUACCAUCUUAACGUUCAAAGCCCAAGUGGGGAAACAGCUUUCAAAAACAUGACCAUUUCCUACGGCUGGGCCAAGCGGCCUAUGCUGCAGCGUGUUGGCCUGAUUCACAGUGACAUUCCCAUUACCGUGAUCUAUGGGUCACGCUCCAGCAUAGAUGGCCACUCCGGCAAUUCAAUCAAAGAAAUGAGGCCAAAUUCCCACGUGGAGCUAAUCGCCAUACGAGGAGCAGGACACUAUGUAUUUGCUGACCAGCCAGAAGACUUCAACAACAGGUUGCUCCAUGUGUGUGAAACAGUGAACUGAGGGUGAUGAGGAAUGAUAGGCUUUUUAAGUUUAUUUUAUUUUAUUUUUGUCAUAUUAUAUUUCUUCAUAUUAUAAGCUUAAAGAGCUGGCUAGAGUGCCCGUGUAAUUCUGUUUGUAUUUACAUGCCGCAGUGCAGUGCAGCACUACAGCAUGUCCUUCGCCAGACUCAUAUUUUGCACACUGCAGGUUUGCGGAUAACUGGAAAAAAAAACACUGUCAAACUCUACUCAUUCAGAGAUUAGUAUUUUGAUUGAUGUCGACUGUGUAUUCAGUCAGUAAUAGGAAUAUAUCUGCGAAUCUAUAUUUGAGCUAGUAGAUGGUUUUAACUGGAAACAAGGGGGCAAAAAUACACACAAUAAUUAUCCUAGGUUACAUUUAACAGCAUGCUGAGUUAAAUGUAGUGUUUUAGUAUUAUGCAGUUAUAUCAAGCGUAUAAAUCGCAUCACAUUUUAACUUUUGAUUCCAAUUAAUGCAGGCUUGGGAACAAAAUUUCAUUCAUUUCACAAAAACUUGAACUCUUAAAAUAACAAACCUAUUCUAAAUCUAUCUCAAUGAUGACCACUAAGGACUAUUUGGAUUUCAUCCAAAUAGAGCAAAUGUAAGAUGUUCUAAUAUUUAGAACAUGUUGCCCCUUUCUACCUCAAUGAGUAACAUGACGUCUGCCACUAUGAAGAAGGAGCAAUGUUUACUCCAUGUGUUUUUGUGCAGUCUAUGAAAAUUGUUAUUAGUAUUAUGUAUGGUACACAAUAGAGUUAGUGAGUUUUUGCAAUGCAAUGAUUAUGUAAUUCUCAGUGUAUGUAUGUUUCUGUAUUAACUGAUCGAUUUUAUUGUACGUGUUUUAAAUUAACUGCAAGUUCUAAUGAGUGAGAAAAUCCUACAGUAAUUACUGUACUGAAU